CUUUUAGCUGUAUUUGUUUAUUAAUUGCUGUAUUUUUUUGCAGUAACACGAUUGAAGGCUGAUAAUCCUCUCUUUGGCUCAUCAACAUAUGAAUAUGCCCUCAUUGAGCAGUGGAUUGAUUUUGCAUCCCUAGAGAUCGAUGCACAUAUUGCCCGUUGGUUAUAUCCAAGACUUGGCUAUUUUGUACAUCUUCCCCCAGCUGAAGAAGGUGCCAUUGCUGCACUGAAGAGGUCAUUGGAAGCAUUGAGCAAACAUCUUGCUUCCAACACUUAUCUGGUUGGAGACAGUGUUACAUUGGCUGAUAUCAUUAUGGCCGUCAAUUGUUUUAUGGAUUUCCAAAUCAUGACCAAGAGCUUUACCUCUGAAUUCCCUCAUGUCGAAAGAUAUGUCUGGACCAUGGUUAAUCAACCAAAUUUCAAGAAGGUGUUAGGUGAAAUUAAACAAGCAGAGUCUGUCCCAGCUGUAGCAAAGAAGCCUUCACAGCCUACCAAGCCUAAGGCUAAGGAGGAGCCGAAGAAGGAGGCCAAGAAAGAGGCACCCAAGCCUCAAGUAGAGGCACUUGCAGAGGAGGAAGAAGCACCCAAGCCAAAGGCAAAGAAUCCUCUUGAUCUUCUACCCCCUAGUAAGAUGGUUUUGGAUGAGUGGAAGAGGCUAUACUCCAACACUAAAACCAAUUUCCGUGAAGUUGCAAUCAAAGGAUUCUGGGAUAUGUAUGACCCAGAAGGCUACUCACUAUGGUUCUGUGACUACAAGUACAAUGAGGAGAACACUGUCUCAUUCGUUACCAUGAACAAGGUAGGUGGAUUCUUGCAAAGAAUGGAUCUUGCACGUAAGUAUGCAUUUGGCAAGAUGCUGGUGAUUGGAUCAGAGCCCCCAUUCAAGGUCAAGGGUUUAUGGCUCUUCCGUGGACCAGAGAUCCCUCAAUUUGUGCUGGAUGAGUGCUACGACAUGGAACUCUACGAGUGGACCAAGGUGGACAUCAGUGAUGAGGCUCAGAAGGAACGUGUUAGUCAAAUGAUAGAAGAUUUCGAGCCUUUUGAGGGAGAAGCUCUACUGGACGCCAAAUGCUUCAAGUGAUUUAGUGGUGCUGUUCAAUGCCGGGAGAGGUCAUGUAGUUUGGUCGUCCUCUGGUUUAUGCUUUUGUCAUAUUUAUUGCUUCCUCCCCUAUAUAACUUCUGUGUUAGUGUCUUGUCUUUAUUGACCUAUUUUCUAGUUCCUAUUUUUUUUUUUUUUAUGUUUUCGGACCUUUUUUUUGCGGGAUCUAAGUCAGCUAGUGACAACAAUAUGCUAAGUUCAUUACGAGCUUGCAACGAGUAGAUCUUGAGUUGAAAAAAAUUAAUGUUUGUGUGGUUUUGUAGUUUAAAUGAUGUUUUAAACAGAUUAAUUCAACAAUAGCACUGUGAAUGGUUGGUUAAUCGGGCGAGCCGAUUUUGUGCUCAGGAAUAAUCUAUAGUUAAAUUGUUUUGUAGUGGCA
Messenger RNA from Beta vulgaris subsp. vulgaris (sugar beet), 1474 nucleotides. RefSeq names its product elongation factor 1-gamma 2-like. The record is from RefSeq and is a predicted model, not a curated record. Gene Ontology annotation, biological process: translational elongation. Gene Ontology annotation, molecular function: translation elongation factor activity; glutathione transferase activity. The transcript is spliced from 4 exons. Bases 310 to 1077 code for a protein of 255 amino acids. NCBI's taxonomy places the organism in Eukaryota, Viridiplantae, Streptophyta, Magnoliopsida, Caryophyllales, Amaranthaceae.